AUGGACACAGGUUCGACAAUAACUGAUUUCACAACAACUAUUGUAUCUGUAACAGUGGGCACUACUUCUACUAUAUCAAGCACUGAUGCGACAAGAACGGACACAGUUUCUGCAACGGGAAUUGCUACGACAAGUACUGAUAAUACAACAUCAGUCAGUGUUUCUAUAGCGACAACUUUGACAACAACUACAGGUAGCGUGACAAGCAAUUUUUCUAUAACAACGUUGACGUUCACUACUACGAAUGUUCUGCGAUGCAAUGAAUCAAGUGAAGUAGACCUAGGCAAUGGUAGUUGCAUGUCGAAAGAGGCUGUCCGGAUGUUUGCGGUAAGCACUUUGCGGAACAAACCUAGUGACGCCAAUGUCACAGUCACUGUCCUUUCCCUAUAUUUUCAUGCAAUCGUGAAUUCAAAUUUACCAUCGACUUCGGAGAAUACUUUAUCACCUGUUGAAAUUGAUCGAUACGUUAACACGUCGAGUAACGCUACUUUGGUGAUGAGUCGUGAUACAUCGUUCAUUAUGUUCCAACAGCUUGGUGAAUUGUCAACUGUAACAAUUGUCGGUAGUGCAUUUAUACGUGGCAGCGGCGGUCAAGUUCUCAAUAUUUCAGAUUCAGGCGAUGUGAUCGAAUCAAACUUUUCCGCAGCAGCUACGAUUAGCAGUCAAUUUUUAGCUGGUGUCACAUCUCUCAAUAUGCUGAUCAUUGAUAAGCCUACAACAUAUGAAAAGAUAGAUAAUUCAACAAAUAAAUCCCUUGCAUCAUCAGUUAUCGUUGUGGCAGUGAAAAGAAAUAGAAAUGUAUCAACUCCGCUGAAUAUAUCUCUUUUUUUCCAAGUCUUGAAGGAAUAUCAACCCAAUGUAAGCGCCAAUUACUUUUGCUCAUUUUAUGAUACAACUCAAUCGACAUGGAAUGAGUUCGGUUGUAUGAAACCUCGAUAUAAUCUAGCAUUUGAUCGAUAUGAAUGCAGUUGCAAUCAUACAACGACGUUCGCUCUUGUUUGGUUACCUAAAUUACCUCUAACACGCAAUCUCAACGCACAAGACAUUGCAUCACUUAUAUUUCAAUCAAUAUCAAUUUGUUGCUUUCUAGCAAUAAUUAUUCAUGCAAUUUUUAUACGAAUUCGAGAUCCAAUUAUGAGUUUACGAACAAAUGAUGCCCUACCAUUAAUUUCAUAUGCAGUAACAAUGAUUCUUUUUGUUUUUUAUAUUGCUCUAGCAAUGACAGUUUAUACGAAAGAAACAUAUGAUGACGAAGAGCAAUGUUUUUUAAGUUCAAGUGUGUUAAUGUUUUUCGUUUAUUUCUUUUUAAUUUUCAUGUUUUGUGUCAAAACAAGUGUUGGAUAUUUUAAUUAUCUACGAUUUGUUCGUUUAUUUCCUGAACCAUCAUAUCGACGAUUGUUCAUAUUGCUUGUCAUUUCAUUUUUUAUUUCGAUUACAUGGGUCGCUUUUGCAGCUGGAUUUAAUUCUAAUGCAUCGUUUCAAAUUACUAAACUGUAUCCAUAUAAAUUAUGUUGGUUUACUCGUGAUGUUAUUUAUUAUUUUUUGACCAUACCUGUUGGUAUUUUUCUUUUAAUCAAUAUAUUCAUAUUUAUUCGUGUAGCUCAACGUAUCCUACAUCAUGUUCGAAAUGCAACAUCACCUCAUCAUUCAUAUGAAAGAAUGAAACAAUGUGUAGUCAUUUUAUUUUUAUCAUGUGCUACUCAAGGUAUUGGUUGGCUUCUUGGUCCAUUUCUUACGUUUGCAAGUGAAGACACAGCGAAUGUUUUAGGAUGGUUUUUUAUUAUUUUUAAUGGAUUAGAAGGUUUAUGGGUAAUUCUUAUAUAUUUAGUCGUUCGAUCACAACGUAUGGAUGAACAAAAACGUGUGACAACUGUGAGAGAAUUCAGAAAAUCGCAGCAAUCAAAAUCAACGUCUCGUAGAUACAAACAAUCUUCGAGAGAAGAUAAUGAACAAGAAGAUCGUAGCAUAGGAAGAGAAACAGAAGUAAAACAUAGGAAUACUGAUAAUGAAGCAUCGCGCUCAUUUGAUGAUCCACGUGAUAUCAUAAUGAUGGGUUCUCGUGUUGAUGGCAAUACUCUUACAUCAUACUGUUAA
Molecule: messenger RNA, 2094 nt
Organism: Rotaria sp. Silwood2
Lineage: Eukaryota; Metazoa; Rotifera; Eurotatoria; Philodinida; Philodinidae
Source: the annotation of a GenBank genome assembly